Grus americana (Whooping crane) is the source of this 2413-nucleotide messenger RNA. RefSeq names its product chromosome 1 C12orf4 homolog (gene FERRY3). Gene Ontology annotation, biological process: regulation of mast cell degranulation. The transcript is spliced from 14 exons. NCBI's taxonomy places the organism in Eukaryota, Metazoa, Chordata, Aves, Gruiformes, Gruidae. The record is from RefSeq and is a predicted model, not a curated record. Gene Ontology annotation, cellular component: cytoplasm. Bases 606 to 2258 code for a protein of 550 amino acids.
AGCGGCUCCAGUCCCUGGGGGCGCUGCCCGGUCCGAGCUGAGGGGCUGUGUUUACCCAGGGGGUUUGGAGCCUUCUUGGGCGGGUAAAGGGCGGCGGGAUCCUGAAGGCCCUUCCCUCCCGCCGCCAGCUUUGCUCCUGCUUUUUUCAGUAACGGGAGCUAAUGUUGCCUCUCUUGGCGUGGGCCACCGGUGGAGCUGAGGGCACGGGUUUUGGAAAGGGUGUUUGGCCCUCUCCGCCGGGGCAGAGCGGCUGCUUAGCAGCGCUGGGGUCAAAGGCGUUUCAUUAUUACCGUGAGGCGAUUUGUAGCUGAUUCGUUUAAUCAGUUUCCAGCCUGUAGGUUAAUUCACCAAAAAACCCACCCAAACAACCUAUAAACUGGUCCUAUGAAUUUUGUUGUGGAAAAUACACCUUUUUUUUCCUUUCAUUUUCUGCUUCUCCUUGGAACGUGGUUUUUAGCACUAGGGAGGUUUCACUGGGGAGAUUUCAUUUCAGCUGGAGUAAUAUGUCCGGCUUGGCACGUAAUGCUCAAAAAAUAGGAAUGUAAAUGAAUGGAUGAGCCCUAGUGGAGGGAAGCGUUACAGAUACAGGAAAUCAACUCAGGAAGAUGAAGCCUAAUACAGGAAAGAUCUGCACUAGGGAGAGAGACUAUGUAUACAAAUUCAACGCUGGAAAUCAACAUUUAGUGCUUACUGUGCCUCUCAAAUUCCCUGUGCAAGAGAAUAUUAGUCAUUUGCAUGGACGUCUAAUGCUUCUGCACAAUCUGCCAUGCUUUGUAGAAAAUGACCUGAAGCAAUCUCUUACUAAGUUCAUAGAAGAGGAAACUAUAGAAGAUUAUGAUAGAGAAGCUGAAAUGGCUCUGGAAGCAGUGAAAUCAGGAAAAGUAGACAUAAACCAGCUGGCAGAUACUUGGGCUAAAGCUUAUAAAGAGACAACAUUAGAAUAUGCAAAGCCUGAAGAAACCAGCUGGGAUGAAGAUUUUGCUGAUGUUUAUCACGAUCUGAUACAUUCUCCAGCUUCUGAAAUGCUGUUAAACCUGGAACACAAUUAUUUUGUUAGCAUCUCAGAAUUAAUAAGUGAAAGAGAUGUGGAAUUGAAAAAACUACGGGAAAGACAAGGAGCAGAAAUGGAUAAGGUGAUGCAGGAGCUAGGGAAAUCGCUAACAGACCAAGAUGUAAAUUCAUUAGCGGCUCAGCAUUUUGAAUCUCAGCAGGAUUUGGAGAACAAAUGGACCAAUGAAUUAAAACAGUCUACUGCUAUCCAGAAGCAGGAAUAUCAGGAAUGGGUGAUAAAGCUUCAUCAGGACCUAAAGAAUCCCAACAACACCUCGAUCAGUGAUGAAAUUAAGGUUCAGCCCAGCCAGCUGAGAGAAUCUGUAGAAGGAAAUGGAAGAAUUUACGAAGAACAAAGGCUUUUAGAAGAAAGUUUUACCAUUCACUUGGGAGCUCAGUUAAAGACCAUGCAUAACUUGAGAUUACUGAGAGCUGAUAUGCUGGAUUUCUGUAAACAUAAGCGCAAUCAUCGAAGUGGAGUGAAACUUCACAGACUUCAAACUGCAAUGUCUCUCUAUUCAACUUCUCUCUGUGGCUUAGUUUUAUUGGUAGAUAACCGUAUCAGUUCAUAUAGUGGAAUCAAAAGAGAUUUUGCAACUGUUUGCCAAGAAUGCACGGAUUUCCAUUUUCCUGGAAUUCAAGAACAGCUUGAAAUUGUCCAGAAGGUUGUACUUAAGGCCAGAGCACAGCGUAGCAGUAAGUCGAAAAGACAUCAUGAAAACAAAAUUAGUGGAAAUGAAGAUAAAUUAAAGAAUAUUGAACGAAACCAGUCAAAUAUUUUGCCGGGAGAAUUCUACAUCACACGCCAUUCAAAUCUUUCUGAAAUUCAUGUUGCCUUUCACCUCUGUGUGGAUGAUAAUGUAAGAUCUGGUAACAUAACUGCUCGGGAUCCUGCAAUCAUGGGACUCAGAAAUAUUCUCAAAGUUUGCUGCACACAUGACAUUACUACCAUUAGUAUUCCUCUCCUGUUGGUGCACGAUAUGUCAGAAGAAAUGACCAUUCCAUGGUGCUUGAAGAGGGCAGAGCUUGUAUUCAAAUGUGUCAAAGGUUUCAUGAUGGAAAUGGCCUCGUGGGAUGGAGGAAUUUCUCGAACUGUACAAUUCUUGGUGCCACAGACAAUUUCUGAGGAAAUGUUUUACCAACUGAGUAAUAUGCUUCCACAAAUCUUCAGAGUGUCCUCUACAUUGACUCUGACCUCUAAGCACUGAGUCUUGUUCAGCAAUAAUAUGUAUCCUGUUGACAAAGGAUGAGAUUACAGAGAUUCUGGAAUGCAAUGUCUUUUUCUGAGGGCUGAUGACCUCGAAGUGGUAUUUGUUGCAACUUCAAGAAUCAUGCCAUCAUAAUAAAAGAUAAAUGCUGUCUG